Molecule: messenger RNA, 581 nt
Organism: Anolis sagrei ordinatus
Lineage: Eukaryota; Metazoa; Chordata; Lepidosauria; Squamata; Anolidae
Gene: C6H14orf119
Product: chromosome 6 C14orf119 homolog
Source: RefSeq, a predicted model, not a curated record
GCCAGCCUGCUGCUCAGUCUUGAAAUGGAAGCAGUGAGGUUGAGAGCAGUGGGAGGGACCUCCAGCUAAAGGCAGGGCGCGGACCCAGGAUGUCCACCGUCCCGCCUCCCCUCUCCUAUGUGACCGCGCAGGAGAUGCGCUGCCUCCUGCACUGGCUCUCCGGCUGGUCCCCGGCGCAGCGCGAGUGCUUCAUCCGCGACAUGGCGGACAAGGCCGUGCCCUGGAAGGUGCUCCCGCUCCUGGAAGGCCUGGCCGGGCUCAGCAUGGACCCCGGGAAGCCUCCCUCCAUCUUCGAGUGCCAGAUGCGCCUCUGGGACCAAUGGUUCCGCGGCUGGACGCAGGAGGAGCGCAACGAGUUCGUGAGGCAGUUGGAGGAGGUCCUGCCAGAGGUGGCUUCGCGCAUGUUCCAGGAGAUCGCGGCGACGGCGGGGAAGGAUUAAUGGGAGCCGCAUUCUGCAAAUAUUUUGCAUUGAGGACUCUUUUUUUUUUAAUUUGCAUUCCUGCAGAGAUGUGUUUUGAACUUCCCACCUCCCAUUCCUUGAAUCAUAACACAACUUGAAUAAAGAUUGAAUUAGUAAAGA